AUGUCUGACACUAUCACUCCCCCAAAGGAUACUGCAGAGCACUACGACAAGCCGGCACACCUGCUUCCAGAUGACCUCCCACUGCCAGAGGAGAUUGCCCAUCUAACACAAGAUGAUUGCAAGCGCCUCGAACGUCGCUUGACGCGGCGCCUUGAUAUGACGCUGAUGCCAGUGGUCUUUCUACUCUUUCUCCUCAAUAUCCUAGACCGAAACAAUAUUGCAAGUGCCAAGAUCGUCGGGUUGACCGAGACUCUGGGAAUCUCGAACGAGGAAUACAACACAUGUCUGCUGAUGUUCUACGUUGGCUACUGCAUAACACAAGUGCCCUCGAACAUGAUCAUUGGCAAGGUCUACCCCUCGUACUACAUCUGUCUUAUCACAUCACUUUGGGGAGUCAUCUCCAUGUGUCAAGGCUUUACCAAGAACUUUGCCCAGCUGGCUUCCGUCCGGUUCUUGUUGGGACUUGUCGAGGCGCCGUUUCUCCCAGCUGUCUUCGUCCUAAUGAGCUGUUGGUACACACGAGCCGAGCUUCCACCGCGAGUCGCAAUCCUCUACGGUGGUAAUAUGAUGGCCACUGCGUUUUCUGGGCUGAUCGCCGCCGGGAUCACAUCUCGUAUGGAGGGGGCUGCCGGAAGACCUGCUUGGGAAUGGCUGUUCAUCAUCGAGGGCUCAAUGACUGUUGUCAUCGCUAUUCUGCUUCUGCCCCUGUUGACAGAUUACCCGUUGCAAAGCAAGCACAUGUUCAUUCCUCGGGAAUUGCAGCUGAUUGCCGAAUGGCGUAUUCGUAAGGAGAAUGCCGGCAUCGCGGACGAGGAUCCGGAGUCCAUCUGGUGGGGCCUCAAGCAGGCUCUAAUCGACCCGAAGCUCUGCAUGUUCGUAAUCAUGCAAAUGGCUCUCAUUACUGCACAGUCCUUCAACAACUUCUUCCCCUCGAUCGUCGGUACGCUGGGCUUCAAUUCAACCACGACGUUGCUUCUGACGGCUCCACCGUACUUCUUCGCUUUCUUCGUUUCGCUUGCGGUGUCUUUCCACGCAUCACACACGCACGAACGGGGUUACCAUAUUGCUAUUCCCAUGGCUUUUGCUCUCCUCGGAAACCUUCUUGCCAUGUUCGUACCAACCAAUGGGGGACGAUACUUCUCCAUGUUCCUGAUGACUGGCGGCUCAUACUCACCCUAUAACCUCUGCGUGAGUUGGGUCAGUGCAUCGCUACCACGCCCAAGGGCAAAGCGAGCCGCCGCAUUGGCCAUCGUCAAUUUCAUGGCUGCAGGAAUGGCUCACUGGUACACGGCCUACAUGUUCCCCGAUAGCCAAAAGCCAAGGUACUACGCUGGUGGAGGUGUGAUGUCCGGUGCUUGCGUAGUCUGCGGAGGCAUGGCAAUCUAUAUCAAGUAUUACUUGAAGAAGCAGAACGAGAAAUUCGAAGAAGAGGAACAGCGGGGAACUGUGAGUCACAGCCAGAUUAAAGGAUCGAAGGCUGGACACGGAGGCGAAGCUGUCGUUUCAUUCAGAUAUGUGCACUAG
Molecule: messenger RNA, 1524 nt
Organism: Neoarthrinium moseri
Lineage: Eukaryota; Fungi; Ascomycota; Sordariomycetes; Amphisphaeriales; Apiosporaceae
Exons: 8
Coding region: 1-1524 (507 amino acids)
Biological process (GO): transmembrane transport
Cellular component (GO): membrane
Molecular function (GO): transmembrane transporter activity
Source: RefSeq, a predicted model, not a curated record